ACCGCCUCCUCCUCCUGUGUUAACUAACUAACCCAGUGGCAUGAUGGCUGUGGUUCACUGAGGUAAUGCACAGAGUUGCACACAAGUUGGUCAGACUUUUAUGGGAGAAAAAAACUUGUGGAAACUUAGACUGCAAAACUGGCAUUAAAAAGCCAAAAAGAAGAGCCCAAUAAUGGCUAGGUAGGAUAAGUGCUGGUUGUAUGAAAGAAACAGAGGUGGAAGAGAUAUUUUAAUGAAGACAGAGGUUUUAUUUUGCUAAAUAAAAUGAGGCCAAUAUAAGGCGGUAGAAUUAAUUCAAAGUAAAUCUCUGUACGUUUGUGUUGUGUUUUUCUGUCAUUUAUGGGAGUCAAACUACUAUAUUUCUAUUUCUUUUUACCAUUAGGUCAGUUUCUAACAGUGUUUGGUUACAGUAUCAAAUGUCUUUCAACUUGAUUGUCUGUGUUGACUUCAAAGCAAACAUCUUGUGUCAUUUUACAGUAGCUCCUCAUGUUUUCAUCUGAUUUAAUGACCUAUUUUAUUGAGGACAUACUGUAAGUCCAGCUUCAGGGGGAAAGGAUAGUGUCUACAGUCUAUUUUUCCAUACUGCAAAUGUUAUUUAUCAAAGUUUUGCUAAAUAUGAACAGCAAAAUGUGCUCUUUUUGCAGAUUAUUUGAUUAUAUUAUAUUUUAUAUUAUUGAAUUAUUAUUUUGAUGUUGUAACUAGUAAGGCUGCAACUAACGACUAUGUUCAUUGUUGAUUAUUUUCUUGAUUAAUCGAGUAGUUGUUUGGUCUACAAAAUGUCAGAAAAUGGUGAGUGUAUACCGCCUCCUCCUGUGUUAACUAACCUAGUGGCAUGAUGGCAGUGGUUCACUGAGGUCAUGCAACAGAGGAGACAGUUGGUCAGACUUUUAUAGGAAAAAAACUUGUGGAAACAGGGUCAGUGAGUUUGGAUAAAACAAGACAUUUGAGGACGUCAUCUUGGGCUCUGAUUGACAUUUUUCUCCAUUUUCUGACAUUUUAUUGACCAAACAACUUAUCGAUUAAUCGAGAAAAUAAUCAACAAUGAAAAUAAUCGUUAGUUGCAGCCUUACUAGUUACAACAUAAUGAUAAUAAUUCAAUAAUAUAAAAUAUAAUGAUAUAUAACCCAGACACAGAGCCUUUCUGCAAAUAAUCUGCAAAAAGAGCACUUAUACUUUUGAAACUUAAGAAGGCCUACAUUUUGCUGUUCAUAUUUAGCAAUGCUUUGAUAAAUAAUAUUUGCAGUAUUGCUUUUACUUCAUUAAAAUACUUUUCCCACCUCUGUUUAUAUCAUAAAACCAGCACCUAUCCUACCAAGCCAUUAUUGGGCUCUUCUUUUUGGCUUAUAUGCCAGUUUUGCAGUCUGUUUGGUCAGUGUAUCUUUUGGUCAUUCAAUUUUCCUUUCACAAACGGAUAUUAAAAAACAAAAAAAUGUGUAUUUAAACUUUAAAAAUAAAAAGUAAAAUUUUUGUAUUUUAAAACGAAAAUCAAAUAACCACUAUUUUUUUUGUUUUUAAUAUAUUGUUGGGUAGUUUAAUCUAUAACAAUGCAUCUUAUUCUAUAAACUGAUCACAGGUUUUAUUAUUUAAAAUCUAAAUCCCCCCAAAAAAUUACUAACUUACUUCAACUAAAGCUGUCAGAUAAAUGUAGUGGGGUAAAAAGUAGAAGAAUAAAAUAGCAUAAAAUGGAAAUACUCAAGUAAAGUACCACUACCUCAAAUUGUACUGAAGUACAGUAUAGUACUAGAGUAAACAUAUAGACUAGAUUGACUGAUAGUGGAUUUUUAAAGGCCGAUAUAAUAACGAUAGUUUGGAGAAGGAAAAAGCCGAUAGCUGAUUAAUUUACCGAUAUCUCCUUUACUUCUGCAUUAGCCUAGUCGGCUACUUUUGCAUACACUUCCUGAAGUGUGAUUUGGUGGAUUACAUCUUUGGAAAAUGUUCUAUUUAUUUGUAAUGGCAGUGGCUUACAGUAUGACUGUAAGAGAAUAUCCGGAAGUGUCAUUUGGUAGAUUGCAUCAUUGGAAAAUGUUCUAUUUAUUUGUAAUAGGCGAUGCGCCCUUCUGUGGUUUACAGUAUGACUGACCAGAAUAACUUAAGUUGCUCGUCUUGUACAUUGUUAAAUGCCACUCUUGAAUCAAUGUUCUUGCAUAUUCCCGGGGUAAGGAGAAUCCUUAAGUGUGUGAUUAUAUUUCAUGAAUGGAUGGUUACGUGGCUGGAUUAUUUGGAAAAGAGAACGCCAAAUUGGUACAGUAAGCAAGUUAAAGUAACAGUGAAGGAUUUCUUUCAGCGUUUUGUUGUGUCAAAUAAUAAAAACAUACAUACAUACACACCAGUAUGUUGACAUAAUUGGUAAAUAUGGAAAAUAUCGAGACAACCAAAAAGUCACAGGCCUAUCUUAAACACACAGCAUAACAAAAUUCAUGCACCUUUUUUGCCAAAGAAAGCCCAGCCUACAGUAAAGUUAACUAUUACGUUAGACUGCCUCAUCAUUGACAGAAGUGGUCGUUAUAUUCAUGCAGUUAGCUACACCUCCAGUGAAUCGUUCAGCACUUUUGUCUGUAAUACUGUCUCUUCUAGCUUCGCUAAACUGCACUCUGAUGAAUUUGAUCAGUCUCCUCGCUUGUGAGUUUAUUUAUUCACUGUUACUGUAAGCGUUCCCAGUGCCGUUUAAUUGUUUUAAACCACUUAAGCACCAUCAAUUUAAUUUAAAACUCACUGCCUCCUCCUCGGUGUCGUGCAUUCAUUUGGCUUAAAAGGAUUAGCGUGGCAUCCAUCUUCUAAUUACACAGUUUUCAGCCUUCAACUUGAAGAUUAAAUUAGGACAGAGCGGUCUCAAUGACAUGAGGAGUACAUCAGAAACACUGGAGGAUAUUGAAAAAAUCGAUGUUUGACAUAGAUGCAAAUGAAUGUGUUGAAUGGGAGAACUAAGUAGAUAUUAUGUUUGGUAAGUUCACUCUGUAUUCUGCUUUAAAUGUGAACUUUUUUGCAUGAAUUUAGAUAACGAAAAGCUAUAAAAGCAAAAAAAAAAAAAAAACAUCUUGUAAAGACUUUAGAUAAGUAUAUUGCUUGUGGGCAAUAAAAGUGGUGCUUUUGACACAUUGAAUGAUUGUGUUUACACUGAUAACACACUAUGGUAAUUGGAUUAUCACAGUAAGAGAGUUUGGCAAAAGUCUGCAUGUAGUUUCGAGGCUGUAGGACGGUAAAUAAAUAAACAACUAAUGGCUGAUGGUCCUCAGAGGACAGCAGGUUCCCAGGAUAUAACGCUGUGAAAAGUCCUCUGAAAGUGAGAAGGUGUUGGGGCGUGAUUUCACAGGCCUUUGCCAAUUGUCCACUCAGGGGGUUCGCCGCUCUAACUGCCGCUGCCUUUUGAGUAAUUGCAGUAGUUAGAAUGUGUCUGAUUUGAAGGCAGCGCCGGCAGCAGUUUGCCGUUAGCCGAGAUUUAUUGGUGAGAGGUCGAGAUGAACACCUGGUGCAGGAAGUUCACAGUCCUCCUCUGAAGCAACAGAUGGAGCAGAGGACGCAGGAAAGGAAGGAGGGACGGACAGAUGUGGCCACAAAACCACACAGAGGUGACGAGCUGCUGAAGACCAGUGAAAACAUCUUGGUUUUACUGGCAGUUUCCCAUGUUUAGUCUGCUGUAUGGCUUCUCUGUGGUUUCCCAAUAAGGCUGAUCUCUUUGAGGCACUUGAGGUGAAACUUGUAAUUGCAGAAAGGCUGGAGAAGGACCAUAUUAUUAUUUUUUAUGACAGCUAAUGAUGUGAUAUACACAAAAAAUAAACGGUUAGGCAGUUGCUGUAGAAACAUCUUGUUACAAAGUUUUCCACCCUGUCCUUAACAGUACGUGCGGUUUGUUCCAUGGGCGGACUAUUACGCUUCUGAAGAGCUCAACCAGAAAAAAGAUUUGUGUAUUCAGCUCAAUUUGACAGUUGUAAAAACCUGCCCAUUCCUGUUUGGUCAAAACGUGUUUCCACCCUGCACAGCAAAUUGGCUCAUUAACGUUACAGUUCUCUUAUAGCAUUGGGUUUAAAUCUGAAAUAUUGCCAAAUAGGUGCUUUUGCUCCCCCCCUUCCCCAGGUAAACACGUAUCUCUGUCCGCACUUUUGCCGUUGUUUGCACUGUUAGCUCUGUUAGCUGCGUGCUGCUGGAUCGCCGUCGCCAUGUUGAGAGGCAAUAGAAAUGCUCACAAUCCCGUAUUUAGCACCAUUGGAAGAAGAAAAUAAUAAUAACAUAUUCAUAAAGAUUAAAACAAUACAUGGCAUUAAACAUAAAACCAUGUGAAAUUGUGUUCUCAAUGCAGGUAACAGAGUUCAGGUGAUUACAUUAUAAACUCAUUCACAGUCAGCAUUACAAGCAGCCAGUAGUAGUCGGAGAGUUCAGGGGUCAAAACAAAAGAAACGCUGCACAGAGGUGAUCCGCUCUGUCCAAGUAGACUUUGAGCCACGAUAAUCAGCCUGCCUAUGUUGACCCACGAGUACUUGUAUGCAGCUAUGUAACCUCAUCCUCUUACAUAAGUCAAGAUAAAUAAGCAUAACUCCUGUUAGAUAUACCUGAUAACAGCCGUAACCCGAGUCCCUUAUUUCACAUAAUUUAAAACAGGUGAGGAUCAGAGAGCAUUAGUAUUUGACUUUUUCUUGCAAGAACAUACCAGCAUGUAUUUCUUUGAGAGGCUGGAUUUGCUCAUGAAAAAAUUACCCUCCCUUUCCUUUAAGUUUUGAGCAUUUUGGGGGAAUUUGGAACAAACAUUACCCACAGUAAUGUCCAGUUUAUUGCAUUCAAGGACAUAAUGCUGUAAAACUCUGGGUUGUAUCUUUAACGCACGCUAUGCUGUGUCAUGCCAGGGCCACUUGACUGUGACUGUUCUUUUCUACCUGUUACGCAACUCUUAACCUCUGUCCAAUAGUUCUCAUACUUAUUCUGGUGUUAUGGGUGUAUGUGUGUGUGUGUACACGUUACUUAAGUUGAACUGGGCGAGCUCUAUUCAGCUCUCAUUUACACACAGAGGAACAACAGCAACAGUCACGGCAAAACCUGAAGAAAGAGCAUAAUGACGCUCCUCCUGUGGCUCGGCCUGUCGCUGCUGGUCUCUGUCCAAUCCGGCGGCGUCAAGAACUGCCACCAUGGUUGCCACUGUGAGGUGGAAAGCUUUGGCCUGUUCGACAGCUUCAGCCUGACCAGGGUGGACUGCCGAGGGUUGGGACCCGGCACCAGCAUGCCCAUCCCCAUCCCACUGGACACGGCUCACCUGGACCUAUCCUCCAACGCCAUGGGCCCGCUCACCGACACCAUGUUAGCUGGUCCAGGCUACACCACCCUCGUUAGCUUGGACCUCAGCAGCAAUCUUAUAACAAAGGUAACACCCAAUGCUUUGUCCAAGCUGCGUUACCUGGAGACUCUGGAUCUGAGCCACAACAACCUGGAGAGCCUCUCCCCGAGCUGCUUCUCCGGCCUCCCUCUGGCUGAAGUUGACCUCAGCCACAACGGCUUCCAAGAGUUCGACAUGGACGUGUUCGCUACUAAAGUUAACGGCGAACCUGUCAGCGUGGAUCUGUCUCAUAACAAGCUCGUGUCAGUCUCCACGACUCUGCGAGGGAGGGUGUUACACAUUCAGAGCUUAAAUCUGUUAGCGAACCGGCUGUCGAGCGUACCGAGGCUGGCGGGACUCCCGCUGAGGUACCUCAAUCUGGAUGGUAACCCCAUCACACGGAUCAAGGAGGGAGCUUUUGCUCAGCUGAAAGAUCUGGUUUAUUUAUCCAUCAGUGGCCUCCACGAGCUUCAGGAGAUCGAGCCGCACAGCUUCAAGGGCCUCCAGAGCCUGCAAGUUCUUGAUCUCUCCAAAAACCCUGAGCUCAAGACUCUGAACCCUGUGGUCUUCAGCGGACUAGACUCCCUGCAAGAGCUUAAUUUAUCUGGCUCUGGUGUGGCGUCCUUGCCAAAUAACAUGCUGACCCACCUGCCCAGUAUUAAGAGUAUCACACUGGGACGAAGCGUCAACUGCUGGAGGACCCAGAAACAGGGACAGUUCCACCGGCAGCUGGGUCAGGUCCAGCACAACGAGGUGCUGACCUGUAAUGUGGAGGGCAUCGUGUUGUGAAACAGUGCCUGUGGAAAUGGACCACACCUUAAGGGGCCAUUAUACUGCCUCCACCCAAACCUUCGCAGCGUUGGAUAAACUAUAAACACUUUUGAUUUCCAACACGUUGUACAGCCACGUUCUGAGUACUCCCCGGCCUUUACAGUCCUGAUGCCAGAGCUGUGCCUUAUCUGAUUUGAUAUGCAAAACACUUUUUUGUGUGUUACUUUCACUCAAUUACCUCUGUUCCAAGGUGAGCCUUUGGAAUAUGUCUUAAAGGUUUAAAGUAGCCUUCAUCAACUCUUGACAGAAGUAUCAUAAAUGAUGUACCUUUCAGAAAAUUAAUGUACAGCAUUCUACAUCUUAACACGUAGCUUAAACUGGUAGAAAACCUUUCAUGAAUCCAAAACUUUAAGUAAUGUUCGUACAUUAUGUACUUCAUUUAAAGUGGGACCAUAUUAAGAGCUAUUUGCACUUAUUCCAGUUGCGACUUUUUUUUUUUUAAAUAAUGCACGUACACAUGGCCUAAGUGUCAUCCAGUGUAAUACAAAACCUUCUGUGCAUUUCUCAUAAUAUCCACACUGAAGAAUAUUUUUACGACUGUUGACCACUAAGAUUUUUUAUUUGACUUUGAAUGUGAUGCUUUAUUGAAAUGAUUAUAAGGGAUAGUUAGACAUUUUGGGAAAUGCGCUUAUUUGUUUUCUAGCUGCGAGUCAGAUGAGAAGAUUCUCAUAUUUGUUUGUUAGCUUAGCUUAGCACAAAGACUGGAAACAGGGGGAAACAGCUAGCCCGACUCUGUCCAAACACAAGUCAUAGUCCGUUUGGCAAGUCCGUAUCAGAGUGAAAUUUAUACUUUUGGUUCGUUUUCUAUUUAGUCUGGUUUGGUUUCACAAUGCACAGAUGAAAGCAGACCAAAUAAACAAACGCUGGCGCAGGCAGCCCGUAAUCCCCUGCGGUUUAGUUCACUUCCUGCAAUAUGGUCGGAUUAGGUUCUCACUGCAAUCGAACCGCAUUAGAGUUUGCUUGGAAACGGUUCGAGACCACCUCUCGCAAACGGUCUCGGACCGGUUGUUUUGGUCCGCGCCAAAGUACGAUUACUGCGUACGCAACUGCCCAAACGAACCACACCAGAGUAAGAUGAAAACAGACUAAAUGUUGGCUUGUGAAAGAGGGAAAGCUCACUAAUAACUUGUUGUAUCUGGUUUGUUAAAUCCGUACAAAAAACGAAAUGUAAAAACAACGGUUGUGGUUGUACGGGGGGGACUAUUUCUCAGCCUUGCAGUGACUUCCUGGAGUCUUAUCGUUGUCCCCAUAUAACCACAACCUGUUGUUUUCACACUUCAGUUUUUGUACAGAUAAAAUAAAUGAGAUAUAAGCUUUUUAUUAAGUGGAUGUUUUUACUUCCAGACAGAACCAGGUCAGCCAGUCUUAAUGCUAAAUUAAGCUACUGGCUGUAGCUUUACCAUACAGACAUUAGAAUAUCAAUCUUCUUAUCUAACUCUUGCCAAGAAAGCUAAUGUGCGUAUUAUAUAUUAUUGUAUUAUAUAUAUAUAUAUAUAUAUAUAUAUACUGUAUGUAUCCCAUAAAUGUCGAUCUGUACAAUCCAAGAACCAGAAUUAUUUAGCGCGGUCUGGGUGAGAAACUUACAGUAAAGUCUGUAAGAUCUUUUCUCGUUAAACCCACAAAACGACCAUUUCAUUACUUGAAUGUUUUUUCUAUGACCACCAGCCCAAACCUGACACCUUGUUCAUUAUGUUCGGAUAAGUUAUCUUCAUAAUGACACUAAGUUUGGUGUCCAGCCUUUUUCAAAUUAAGUCGAUGCAGACAGUCUUUGACAUGUUGUUCGCUGAUCUGUUUGUUUUUGACAUUUCACAACAGGAGUCAACGCGUCCUGAACACGUUGACCUGGAGUUUAUUUUGACCUGCUGUCAAAUCAAUCUCCAGUUGGAACAACUUUCAUAUAAUAGUUAAUGAAGUGAAGCCGGUAUCUGUUGAUGUUUAAACACGGAGCUGCACUGUGCUGUCAUGUGUAACUUCACCUUCCUGUGGUAUUUCUAAGAGGACGAUCAGCCUCAAGACUGCAUGUAUUAAGAGGAUUUUGAAUGUGAGCAAUCUGUGAAGGCUUGGGGCCUUUUUGGUUUAGAGAUUUUAAAGGAAAUCCACCUUUUUUUCAGUUGGUUAAUUGAAAGUCAGAUGAGCCCAGUCUUGAUGUAGAAGUUUAUAUUUGUAUGUAUGUAACUAUAUUGUAUAUAACUUUAUAUAUAUAUGAAUCAAAUGUGUAAUAAAUUGACUCUUCUGACA
Molecule: messenger RNA, 8368 nt
Organism: Sebastes umbrosus (honeycomb rockfish)
Lineage: Eukaryota; Metazoa; Chordata; Actinopteri; Perciformes; Sebastidae
Gene: tsku
Product: tsukushi small leucine rich proteoglycan homolog (Xenopus laevis)
Exons: 3
Coding region: 5042-6088 (348 amino acids)
Molecular function (GO): protein binding
Source: RefSeq, a predicted model, not a curated record